Molecule: messenger RNA, 3391 nt
Organism: Amphiprion ocellaris (clown anemonefish)
Lineage: Eukaryota; Metazoa; Chordata; Actinopteri; Pomacentridae
Gene: themis2
Product: thymocyte selection associated family member 2
Exons: 6
Coding region: 36-2168 (710 amino acids)
Biological process (GO): T cell receptor signaling pathway
Source: RefSeq, a predicted model, not a curated record
UUCAUGUUUGAUUGCAGCACGCCGAGACAUCAGCGAUGGCAGGCACAACUGCUUUGCCACUUCAAGAAUUUAUUGGAUCUUUGAACAAUACCUGUCUGCCCAAAAUUCUACAAGUUUGCUCCGGAGUGUAUUUCCAAGGUUCUAUAUAUGAAAUUUCUGGAAGCGAAGUGUGCUUUUCUACUGGGGAUCUAAUUAAGGUCAUCAACAUUGAGCUCGUAUCAGUUUGCUGUGAAGACAUCAGCGACAGUGUGAAGUUUGAGCUGCCUAUCAACCACACAGGCUUGUUCAAGGUGGUUCCAGAAGAGAUGCCUUACAGCACUGUAGAGGAGAUGAUGAGACUGAGGCCUGUCGACCUACAAUCCUGCCUUCCCUUCACUUUCACCAGCCGCUCCAAAAUGACCUUUGGCAGCUUUACAUUGGGGGCUGAGAGAGCUUUGACUGUGAUCUGCAUUGAGAGGCAUGAGGGUGAAGAGGAUCGAGUGCGCUGCCAUGUUCGAGGACAACAAGGAGCCUCUGCUGAAGUGUGCAUCCCUCUUUCUUCCCGAGGGGAGUUUUAUGAGUGUGAGAGCGAGGAGUGUUUUACUCUGCAGGAGAUCAUGUCCUCACCUGCUCUGCGUAGUCGGAGAUUUCGCUUUAUGAACACCACCAAAUCUGACCGACGUUUUCUCCUCAGUCCAGUGUACCAGGUCCAUGCAAUCAUGAACUUGAGAAAGAACGUGCUGAAGUUCCCGUCCAGCUUAGAGGUGGAUGUGGUUGAUGUCACUGAUGUGUGUAAAGACGUAAAUUUCGUGACUCCACUCAGUCUGACAGAAGUCCUUUCUCAGCCAGACAAAUCGUUUCCUGUAGUAGUCGAGGUAUUAGAAGGCCCAGAGACCCGCUCUCUGUUCAAGUGCAGCUGGCUGCCAGAACUCAACAAGAACGAGCGCCUGGUUUUGCACAAGAAAGGAACUUCAGCCAUGGUUGUGUUAUCCAGUCUGAAGAGCCGGAAGGUGCAGCAGUACUUUCUGGUAUCUCAGCAAUAUGGUGGAAGAUUUCGGAGACGGCCGAGAGAAUUUAAUUCGGUGUAUGAGCUGUAUGCUGCUUCAAUCCAGAUCCCAGGUCUGAAGGUCAGUGUCACAAGGAACUGUGAGGAAGUGGAGGAGGAGGGCCUGCCUGCCCUCAGCGUGGGGGAUCAGCUGGAGAUUGGGCGCUGCGAUAGAGUGGAGUUGCCUUGUGAAAGCACCACGGGACUGAAGCAGUCCGUUGAGGCUCUUGUGUGUCACCGUCUUCAAGAACCUACCGAUGGGGAUGAUGAUGAUGAUGAUGAUGAUGAUGACGAAGAGGAAGUCAAACAGGAGGAUGACAAAGAGGAGAUUUUUCUUCCUCUCUACAUGCAGGGUCACUUUGUGGAAGUACUCAGUGAUAACAAGAAAUACAGACUCAAGGACUUGGGUAAGGAUUGUAGUUUGCCACUGGAUGUUAAAGUGGUGAGCCGUGAUACAGAACUCGAGACGGAUCCGCUGGUCGGGUUUGCAUGUCUUAGGAUUGAGGGGGCCAUGUUGGAGCCCACCAUCCAGGCAAGCUUUGCACACAGGCCAGACUGCUGUUUUGAGAUCCCAACCCAGUGGGUCUCUAUGUCUGUGUCGUUUACUAAGGACCCUCUGCCAUGGCCCGAGGGUCAAUACCCUAAGUGCCGAGUGGAUAGGGUUACUGAGGUGACAGACACGUUCUUCUAUGAAUUUCGCAAACAGGAUAACUCGGAUGUGGCUCCUCCCCCUCGACCACCGAAGCCAAGUCUGUCAUUUUCAAAAGCUUCCAAAAAGGCAUCAUCAAAGUCCUCGAAGAAAGCAGCAAAGGCGCAACAAUCCAAACAACAACCAUGCAAAAGUGUUCCAACCAAACAGUUCAGUGACUUGACUUUAAAUACCAAAAGAAGGCCCCCAGCUCCACCGCCUCCAACUUGCUUAGAUGAUGAACCUCCGCCAGUCACACCCCGAAAGCAGUCAGCAAGUGAAAUGAGACCAUGCAAGGCUUUGCCGAACACUUACAUAAGACUGGAAGAGGCAAAGAAAAAAGUGCCCCUGGGUGACCUCGAAGCAGAUGUGGACAGUGACCAUGACUAUGAAACUGUGGACGACACUUUCUCAGUUAUAGUGAAGAAAGCACAAGAGAAUGUCAUGUUCUACUAAAAUAUACAUAUCAUGCUGAUGUUGUGAAAUAUGCCAUGCCAAAAAUGAAUAAUUCAGUUUUUAGGUGCUUGGGAAUGAAAUCCCAAAUGUUGUGUUCAAACUCAUGCGAUGUCAUGCUCAGUGUAUUUGUUUUAACCCCUUUAGUUUAAUAUGAAAUUAUUCAACUAUCUUCCUUACAGUUUGCUGGUAAAUCAGUGUGAUAUGAAUUUGUUCCAUAAUAGCACGUCUGGCCACAGAUGCUGAGACAGCAUCCUCCAGUCUCUUUAACUCUCCUUUUAUUGUCAUGUGGUUAGCAAAAUUUCUUCUCAUCAUUUUAUUGUUCCACCCAAAAUACUUCACCCUUAUUUAAGUUUCUAAGCUUCUGUAUCUAUGCAACCAUUAGUCUACCACAUGCAAACUUUGAUGGAACAAAUACUACCUUUGCAAUUCAAACACUUUUUGUACAGACUGUUAGGAAAGUGUUGAUUUAACCGUUUGGUACUUUGCCAAGCAAUGAUUGUAGUUUUGUAUACAAUAUCAUAUUUAUAUUGUGCAAUACUAUGCAGUAAAUGCUGUAUAUAGUCAACAUUCAAUAUACAGUCUUAUUACAUAUAGCUUCACAUGCUGUAGGCAGCAAUGGAAUGUAUAUGUCAACCUCACAUUGACAUAUACAUUGUGUAAUAAUGCGAACUCUUAACAGAAAGGACUCAAUCCCGUCCUUGAGAAGCGACAGUCCAAACCACAAAACAGCAUGAAUGCAGCAGCAGUAGCAGAAACUCUCCCCCUUCAGCCACAUCAAACUAAUCACCAGCAAGUAGUGCUCACACUUUCUUAAAAAAAAAAAAAAAACUCAGUUAAAGAACUUAAUAGUGUACUUCAAAAUGGCAAUAAAAGGCAAACUAUUGUUUACCACCUCCAAUGUUUUGAAGGUUGAAAACUAUCAAUUGUGUGUGGAUUGAUUUGUCACUUUAACCUUGUACAAAAUAUAUCAUCAUAAAAUAUGACAUCUAAAUGCACCCAGACUUGUUGGGUUUAUUCAAACUGUCAAUGUUUUUUUUUUUUUUUCCAACAGUGUGACUCUUUGACACCUUAUAGAUGUUCACGUGUGUGUUGGCUGACCUGCAAAGUGCAAAACUCAGUUUGUGGUUACGCUAAGAUAAAGGUGUCAAUGCAGAUGUAACUUAUGGCUGUAUUUAAGUCUUAAUAAACUUGCAAAUAUUACUAGAAUUGUGGGUGAUUUUUCA